Kickxella alabastrina is the source of this 1783-nucleotide messenger RNA. RefSeq lists its product as uncharacterized. The record is from RefSeq and is a predicted model, not a curated record. The transcript has a single exon. Bases 335 to 1783 code for a protein of 482 amino acids. Lineage: Eukaryota; Fungi; Kickxellomycota; Kickxellomycetes; Kickxellales; Kickxellaceae.
CUUGUUUAAACGCCACUUUGUUUAGUUGCCUCCCUUAUUUUCCAAUUUGAAUCAAGCAAAAAAACAACAGAAUUCAUUGAUGCUGUUUAUUAUCCAACUCAGAAAACUGUCGGCCCUUUUAUUAACAGCACAGCUCCAUCCGCAAUGGCGUGCUCUUCACUCCUGUUUCUCAAACUUUUGCAAAACACAUAAAUAUUUUUCCCUCUAUUUUUCUCCUUCUUGUCCUCCAGCUACUACUAUCCACGCCAACAUUUAUUACGACAAACAUUAUCCUCACUAUUACAAGCUAAAAACAUCUCUAGAACCAUCAUUUUAACGACCUUCCGAAACAAACAUGCGCCUUAUCUGUGUCAGCAUUGCUACACUGGCGCUGACACUGGCCCUGCCACCGCAGUUUGCUCCCCGCUAUAACCGCAGGGCUAAUGAUCUUGAAGCGGCAAUUUACGACGAGCUUGUUGACGCUUUCGCCCUGGACCCAGUUAUUUCUGCGGCUCUUGAUGGUAACGUUGACAUUGCCGGUGGUGAUGUUGCUGGUAUUACCGAUAACAUUGCAGAUAUCAAUGCAAUGACUCCGGCUGCAGUGCUUCCUCAAGCAGCAACCGCCAAUGCUCUGCCCGCGUUAACUGCUAGUACAAUGUAUCCAGUUGCACCAGCACCUCUGCCCGCUGCAGCACCAGCACCAGCACCUUUGCCCGCUGCAGCACCAGCACCUUUGCCCGCUGCAGCACCAGCACCUUUGCCCGCUGCAGCACCAGCACCUUUGCCCGCUGCAGCACCAGCACCUUUGCCCGCUGCAGCACCAGCACCAGCACCAGCACCGGCCCCAAUUUACGACCAAGCUAUUGCAGCAGUCAGUUAUGCAUUGGCUCCAACUGUUGCACCAACUGUUGAACCUGUUGCUGAGCCUAUGCCAGUACCAGUGGCUGCACCUGUAGCUGAUUCAGUACCUGCGCCAGUAUAUUUACCCGCACUGGCUUCUGCAGUGGUCCCUGCACCAGUGGCUGCACCUCUACCAGUACCAGUGGCUGAACCUGUACCAGUACCAGUGGUUGCACCUGUACCAAUUGUUGCGCCAGUGACUGAUACUAUUGUUACUUCAGUUUCUGCUCCUGCACAAGCACCUGUACCCGUAACUGAACCUGUAUAUGCACUCACACCUGCACCUGUCCCUAUUCCUGCACCCGUUCCUGAACCUGCUUCUGCACCAGUACCUGCCCCAAUUUACACUGCCCCUCCUUUUUCUUAUGACCUGGCACUCACCGAGGCCAGCAGUACCAACCAGGUUGUGGCUCAACCAGCACCGGUGCUUCCUGUUCCUCCGAAAACGCAUACAUCUUACUUACCCUCGCUAAAUAUGCCUGCAUUUCCCGCAAUUCCUGCCAUUGUGUCUCCUGUUAUGCCCAAGCACCCACAAGUAGAUGCUCAGAGGCUGUUCAAUGGAAGUGUAGCACCCAUAAUUUUGAAUUCUGGUCAAUACACUGCACCAGCUCAACCAGCUACCUUUAUUGCUGGACCCACCGCACAGUCGGUAUUGUUACCUCCGACGGUGCCCGCAGAGCAGUACGUUCAGGCGGUGCCCGUAUCCCCCGCAGCACAGUACACAUUGGCAGCGCCUGUUGCCCCCGUGGCAAAUGUUCUGCCCGCCCCUCUAGCUGAGCCCGCUGUAGGUGAUAUUGCGAAUGCCAAUGGUGGUGCAUUCAAUCCACUCGGAGGUCUUUUUAAGGGGCUCUCAGAUGGACUCAGCAGCUUGUUCGGCGGGCUUGGUAGCCUUGUCACGUUCUAG